Messenger RNA from Alternaria triticimaculans, 780 nucleotides. RefSeq lists its product as uncharacterized. The record is from RefSeq and is a predicted model, not a curated record. The transcript has 3 exons. Lineage: Eukaryota; Fungi; Ascomycota; Dothideomycetes; Pleosporales; Pleosporaceae. The coding region runs from base 1 to 780 and encodes 259 amino acids.
AUGCCCGAUCGGCAUUUGGCAGAAGAUAACGAGCCUCAACGGCCUGAGACUGUGCGUGACGAGUUGAAGGAGCUGUUUGGAAGCACUGACCUGAGGAGACUUUCUUAUCGGCCGCAACCCCACUCAUCUACUUUCGCAGCACCUGAGAUGUUGCCUUCACCAAUUCCUGAAGAAGAGGAUGUUAGCUUCCAGACUCUCAUGAGCAACGCAAAACGCGUACUGCCCAACAGAGUUUGGGCAAAGCAGGAAAGACUUGGUAGAGAGCUGACACGCCAAGGCAUAAGAUUCCUCACAUUGGUGGAUGCUGCGGCCUGUUUACCAAAGAAGCACUGGUCAUGGACUGUAAAGGAGGCAGUUAGCACACUAUACGCGAUCAAGGAUCGUUGCGGAGAAGUAAUGGAGAGCCUAUGGUACCAGAACCUUAGUGACACUGAUGGGCUGCACGAGAAGGCCAGAAUCCUCCAUCUAACACAUAACGCUAGAGCUUAUGUGUUAGUAGUUCGACUUACCUUCUUUCUCUGCCGUCUGGAAGGCAAGCUCAUGGCUGAGGUCGACGCUGAUGUGGAACGCAAUACUUCGGCUCUCGGCGUACCGCCCAAUUUCAACAUCUUCGAUGAGUUAGAGCAGCUAGAACUACGCAUCGAGACGAAUCGUGACGAGUGUUUAGAAGCUUUCGAAGAUGGCGCUCAAAUGGAAUGGCGCGGGGAACCGGUCCCGGUCGAAAAGGUAUCAGCUCCUAUAGAAGGCCUCACUGAUGCCGACUGCGCCCUAUCGGAUUAA